This is a messenger RNA of Symsagittifera roscoffensis, 7008 nucleotides long. Its product is annotated as rho GTPase-activating protein 5-like. Gene Ontology annotation, molecular function: GTPase activator activity. The transcript has 5 exons. Gene Ontology annotation, biological process: Rho protein signal transduction; regulation of axonogenesis; regulation of cell size. Gene Ontology annotation, cellular component: cytosol. Bases 400 to 6738 code for a protein of 2112 amino acids. NCBI's taxonomy places the organism in Eukaryota, Metazoa, Xenacoelomorpha, Acoela, Convolutidae. The record is from RefSeq and is a predicted model, not a curated record.
CGCUGAUUUUGUACAGUGGCUAAGUACUUUGGUUACUUAUUUUCGACCUGAAUCCGUUGGUUGUCCUAGCUCAAUAUGAAUUGUGUCAAUUGGUUUGAGACACUGUAGUAAAAUACUUACCAAAAGAGCCGUGCCAAUUACCACCACAAGCCAAACUGCUUCAACUGCGGAUAGAUCGAAGAGAGCAAACAGCGCAGCGCACAGAAAUUACUCAUUGGCGUUUUGCUUCCUCGGUAGUUACUUACAGCAUGAUCUCCCUAUUAUUUAUUCCAGUUAUGGAUCAAUCGGACGAAAUAUUUGGUCAUUAUGAAAAAAUGUAGAAAACCUGUUUAGUUAUUAACUAUCGACGUGGAUUUAUUGGUGUAAAUACUGGGUUUCUUGGAAUGUAGAGCGUCCAAUAUGAGCACUGUAACCAAAGUUGAUCAAACUCAUUUGAUCAGUUCAAACGGCCAGAGACGUUCUCAAUCUGACGCUUGGAUAAGCAAGCAGGACGUGAAUAACCCGAACCUGUCUAAAAAGAGUAAAAUUAACCAAUCUAUUUGUGGUUCAACAAAACGCCAAAGCGAAAAUAUCGAUGCAGACGCUGAGAAUGACGACGAUAGCGAACAUCUUGGCAGAUGUAGGUCGCCCACAAUAAAUUCAAACUUCGCCAACAAAUAUAAAAGAAAAACUUCACCUAGAAGUAGGCAUGGAUCCAAUUCGAAUCGUGUGAGUGCUGCAUCGGAUUCGACAAACACGUCUGAAUGCGAUCCUCGUGGUAGUUACAACGGAAGUUCAGGUAUCGCAAAGGGCAAUUCACAAAACGUGUCGAACAGCAAACGGCUUAUGAAUCUUAGUAAAAAAUAUUUACAUGAAACUUUUGAGGGACGAAAAUGGAAUCGAUUUACUCUCGGGACAUUGCCUAGGCGAAAAGGUGGGAAUGGCGAUAGCGGCUCUGCCGAUGAGGAAGACGAUGACAAUGAUACGGAUUCUUUGGUCUCAUCCUCAGAUGAUGUCCUUGACAAAUCUCUGGAAGAUGCCGAUGUGACGCCAAGUGCGACUAGUAUAGUAUCGAAGAACUCCCAGGCAUGUCAAACUAGUUGCAUGAAGAUUAGUGUAGACUCAGUCGCAACUGACAGAAUAAAAGGGAGCAAUCCCAAACCCAAACAGAAAACCAGGGUAUCCCAGGCUAAAAUGGAGGAUAAAAAAGUGGGAGACAGUUUGCCCCGUCCGAUCAAAACGGGCAGAAAUAUAUCGGUAUACAAACCACCUAGCUCAAAUGCAAAUUCAAAACCUGGGAAUCAUGGCGUACCGAAGUCGGUUUCUUCGAGUUGUCAAACAACUGAAAACGUCAGCAAUGAAUGUGUUUAUGAAAACAUGGAACCAAAUGCUGCACCGCCAGUCCCUCCGAGAACCUACCUUCAUCUACCGCUGGAUACCCAGAGUAACCAAACACCUCCCGUUCCGCCUCGAAAACCUUCGAUUACACCCGAAGAUGGCAGACAAAUCCUGCCUAGAACACCUGUUGAAUCUAACCGACAUUCUACGGCGUCGUCAAAUUGCUCGCUGCACAGUGAUCAGAGUCUACUGCGCAAUCCACAUCGUCCCAACCGAAAUUACCUGAACCAGGAAAAGCGACAGAGCCAAGACAGUACUGGUAGCACAUGCAAAAGACACUCGCAGCUGCUGCACGCGACUUACAUGCAUAACAUAGAAGAGCAAAUCAGAGUGCAGCUAGAAAACGCCGAGAAAAGAAAGUCAGGAGGCCAUAUGAUGCAAAUGCAGACACGAAGUCACAGCUGUGAUAGAACUAUUACCCCUACUACGCCACCAGGGAACUCAGAAGCCUCUAAAGCGUACGUUCCGAUGCACAGUUAUGUUCUACCUAGCCAAACACAGUUACACCAAGCUGGUUGCAGAAAUUCAAGAAACUUCUCAAUGAUGGCGAAUAACCAGCAAGUCACGACUCAAGUUUCGAAUCAACAAGUAAGCUCACAAGGAGCGAACUAUACAAGAUAUCAGAGAUCACGUAGCCAAGCAUCAACUAAGGAAUAUCCCAAACAAGGUAGACUAUCCAGGUUUUUCUCGAGGGGUAGAUCAGUCACUAAUGACAAGAAACCUAGCCAGAAUUACAUAAAUUUUAACCAGGGGCAACAGAAUUGUCACGACACAGGAACUAUAUCACAAGAGAUACUUUCAGCCGGAGAAGACGCUAAACAGUUUGCGCUCAAAAGAGCUGCUCUGCAAAAACAAUUGGCAGCUACAAAGACUGAAAACUCAACCGUUAAUGAAAAUUUGAAUCGACUAAAUUCUGGAGAAAUGCAGGUAGUCGAAGUGAAAUUAUCUAAGACGAAUCCAUUUUAUGACCAAAUGAUAGAGGAAACCAGGAUCUCAGAAGACAGACCAUCCGUGAUCCUGCCUGUGUCCAAUUCUAGGUCUUCUAUAAACAGGAAUCUGAACGAGUUUAUUGACGUAGAUGAUGUUCCAAUUUUGCCGCCAAAAGAUAGGAAAACGCAAAGUCUCACUCUAGGAGACUCAGCUAAAAUUGUAGAAAAAAGCAAUAUCAGUCGUAAAUUGAUGAGCGUUCUCCGCUUUCCGUUUAGUCGCAGAAACUCAAAGCAUGGACGAGACUCACGAAGCGAGGCUAAAAAUAUUUUACCUGCGGCGAAUGCUAGUGCGCGCGGUUCAACAGCCUCGGCGGCAUCUUCCAGAAGACCAGCUUCUUAUGUAUCCAAUGUAUCAAACUGUAGCAAUGGAUCUGAGUAUUUUAACAGGAAAAGUGUUACGACAUUAAAUUCCCAUUCGAACCGUCUAUCAAAUGCUGCAGCUUUACCAGUUUCUAUUCACCCCUCUACAAGUGUAACUGGUGUUGAUAAGCAGGCAGGAAGUUACCGUCAUAUCCCCUCUUCUCUGAGCGGAAGUGGUGAACAACUCAUAAGACCAAAUCGAAGCAGUUUUGGAGUCUCUUUUGAAAUAACGAACAGCUCGGUGAAACAAUUGGAAGCAGCAGGAUCCCCAAUCAGUCGCCAAAGCAAUAAAAACAGAUUCUCUUCACCAAUUCGCACUGAACAGCAUAUAGCCGGCUUGGAGAGCCGAGAGUACGACACACCUCAUGAUGCUGCAUCUUCAAAUGGAACCAUGAAGUCAGGAGCUGUUUCCGCAGAGUUAUACGAGACGUUAGACUGCGGUUUAGACGAACACGGCCGAGACCGAAGUAUCAGAUCCAAUUUUACAACUGUUUCCAAUGCUACGCCUACCAGUACUGGACCGAGGUCUGAUGGCGUGCAUGUUAGCAAGAAAUCAUUGCGACAGUUGAGUCAUCAAACACCCCUGACAGUCACAACUAAUGAGAAAACCUUGUUUUCGGAAGUCUCAACCUUCCCAUUAAAUAAAACAUCACCCAAAUCCAGCCCCGAUGGCUGUGAUGUUUCAAAUAAGCUACAAACGCAAAAUGUUAAUAUCAAAAAACCUCCGACAAAAUCCUCAGCUGUGUUUGUCACUGUUAACAUUGGCCCAAAGAAAACCAGUCCUAGUUUAAACCAGUCAAGUCCAAGGGUCCCUAAAAGGAGUCCUCUGAUGUCGACUGAGAGGGAACUGAAAAAAACCAAACUUCCUUUUAUUCAGCCUCCAUCGGCACCUACUGUGACAUGCAACUCGAACUGGUCUUCCAGUGCUCCAUCGAGUGUUCAAGUUACACCUGUCAGACCUUCUUCGUUUAAGUUUGUAGACAUGGAAUCGACGAGUAUGUCGGGGUCCCAGGAAUUUAACGUCAACAACCAACAGUCUCAGGUGUCAAGAUUAUCGUCACAGUCAGAACGGAAGCUGAACAGCUUAACUGGAAACAUAAACACUGUUUUCAAUGUUCAUAUUGAUGAUGUGCCGGAUAAGUUGGUCACAACAGGUGUUCAAAUUCCCCAGCAGCAAAAGAUGUCUCCAAAAAGUCCGCUGGGACAUUCACCCACAGGCUUAAACCCCCAGCCAAAAACUACUUUAAGUUAUGCGCCUCUUAACACUAGAUUGGACACAAUCAUGAGCGAGACUUCCUGCGAUGAGUUGGAAACUAGUGGUUUUCGAACCAACUCAGAUUCAGACGAGUAUAAGUGUCUGCUGUCUGGUAAACACGCCUCCACAAAGAAUGACGAUAAGAAAAAUGAGAAAUGGGACGUCAAUAACGACCCAAUUCAAAGUGACUUUGAGAGGACAUUCGAAGAUGUGGUGUCCGAAGCAGAUUAUAUGUCGGAAGCCGAGUUUUCUACGGUUGAUCGGAUGACCUUCAAUAGUCGUGUGUUUGGUCUCUCGAUGUGGAAAAACAAGCCAAAUGUAUUCAACGGAGGUGUCGCUCCUCCAGAGCCGAUUCCAGAGGUUCUGUCUCAAGAUUUCAACGAAGCCGUGAAAUUACAGGUUGCUCAGAUGGAAUCGUUGAAUAAAGAACCAAAGCAAACCACAAAAAUAAAUGAAAUUUAUCCGGAAAAACUGCCAGUAUCGAUGAAAAAUUUGCGAGAUAUACGAGAUGUGGAUUUCUCAGAGUUUUCUCGACAGCUGUCAUUGACGGAAGCUUUCUCCGUCGAAGAUAAAGUGAGGGGAUACCAUCCAGAUUCCUUGCAUGAAAGGUAUCCGGAUCAGAUGAACAUACCAGCUCGUGUUUCUCCAGGAGCAAAGAGCAGUAGUUGGGGAAGGGGUUCUGUGAGCAGUGCCAUAUCAUCAGUCAGUAGCAGGCCUCCCACCAGAGCAAGUCAUUUGCUGAACGAAAACGAAGAUUGCGAUUACUUUGACGACAGUCCCUUCCAAAAUGAGUCUGAUUUUUUCACCAAUUCAUUGACUUCGGAAAAGAAAUCAAAGCCAACAGGCAUGGUAGACGGUGGCCGAACACAUGUAAUUGAUGCAUCUUCCCUUAACGGAGGCAAGAGCAAAUCGGGCAGUCUGAGAAGUACAGAUGACAUCGAAGGAUCUUCUUCCGCUGGGGGUGCUUCGCAGUCAAGCAACAGAAGCAUCUCUUCCAAAGUGUCUCUCAACCGCAGCAAAGAUAACAGCACUGAAGACAAUCUUUAUGAUUCGAUUGAAAUGCUGAACAGUGGUCGCCGCCACACACAGCUGAAGACGAAUGAAUCGGCAGCCUCUUCUGUGAAAAGCAGUGUAACCAGACAUGCAACUGCAUCUUCGAGGCAAAUACUUAUGGAGCAUCGGAAAUCAAACAGCCAUGCGGCAGUGAACUUGCAGAGAGACAUGGGUGAAAGCGGAGAUAGUGGAGGCGAGUCUGCUACAUACUCUCAAGUGAAUCGCCACACUCAUCACAUCACACAUGCCAAAAGUCAGCCAUGUUCUCCUUUGCCACUUGGAGUGUCGCCACGUGGGUCAAGUCAGGCAAGGAGGGUCACUCAAAUGCCACCCUACAAACAUGGCAAAUCUAAAAGUGAAUUGGUACCCUGCGGAAUACCUGUUUUAGACACUUCUCCUAUUAAACCUCCUCUGACCCAAGAGAGACUCAUUUACGAGAGAAUGGACAGCGCAGAGUCAGCCGAGGCUAACAAUCGUGGAUCGAAAGGGUCUCUGCUCGGCUCGACGAUUGUGCAACAUGGUAGCUCCUCAAGAGCAUCGGUGGGAUCACCGAUCUCUAUGACAAACACUAGUGGUACUCCACUCAAUCAACAAUUAAGUUCAUCUUCCAGCCAGGAUUCCAGGACAAAAUCAAAGGACUGGGAUUUGGACAGACAUAGUUUGGACAACAAUUUAACAACCUUUGAAGAUGUUGGGGCGCAUAUUUACGACGAAGUAGCCGAGGAAGAAGAGCGGAAGAGUACAAACAGUGGAAAAAAGGAUUUAUUGGCUGGUCAGAAGGUGUCUGCUGUAAUUCCGAAACAAACCGGCAAAACAAAAAGUAGUUUGUCGAGAUCUCUAGAUGCAGAUUCAAUCGUGACGGGAGAUGACAAUGCUGUGAAAUCUGAGACGAAAAAGAAAACUGGGAAGCUGCGAAAACAGAAGUCUUUCACGAAAAAGUGGCUGUCAAAUAAAACUAAUUCUAGUGCUACCGCUUCUAAUGCGACCCCGAAUUCGGGAAGUGCAGCUGUGCCGGUGACUAGUGCUUCCAGUUAUUUUGGCCAGCCAUUGGAAAAGCUGAUCCUGAUUGGAAAUGAUGGUAGCCAGAGUCCAAUGCCGCCUCUGUUUGUGACACAGUGCAUUCGUUACAUUGAGCUGCACGGUUUGGAUAGUGAGGGAAUCUACAGACAACCGGGCAACCAGUGCGAUAGGGAGAAGCUGAUUCACUGGUUUGACAAGUCUGUCCAGGACUCUGGACUGUCUGUUCAAGUGAAUGAGGAUACCCUAGGUCCCAUUGUUAACCAGAUGUCGAUGCCAGUAGAUUCUGUGGCCUCAGCUCUCAAGCAAUUCUUCUCUAAACUUCCGCACCCUCUCAUACCAGUCAAGUAUCACGAUUUGUUUAUGCGGGCGGCAUUGAUAGGAUCUGGUUCAAGCACUGGCAAGCUGGCAUCUCACCUGGCCCUUUUGCCUGUGCCCAACUAUGUCACGCUGCGGUGUCUUUCUCUUCAUCUCAACAAAAUUGCAAAUAGGUGCGAUGUGAACAAAAUGACGUCUGAGAAUCUGGCCACUUGUUUCUGGCCAACUCUUCUCCGCCCGGCAUAUACGUCAUUGGAUGCAAUGUCCGGAAGCUACAAGUGCAGACAACUGGUCGAAGUAAUAAUUAACAGAUGUCAUGAACUGUUUUCCUACAACACGCCCAGACCCGACUCAGAUGUCCAGGUUUGAAAAAUGAAAUCGAAGCACAGACAGGAAACCGGUAAUUUGGCGAACUUAACUUCUAAUAUAAAAUAUGAAUGUUCUAUCCAUCCUUUGCUAAAUUAUAAUUCUGUUGUGUUAGUUAUAUUUCGUUAAUGUUUUCAAGUAGUCUAUACUGAAAUGCGUAAAAAUUUUGCUUCGUGCUAAUGUUGUUUUGCCAUGUAUAUUCUACGGCUGCUGGUUUAACUUGAUGAUUUUAAAGAACAAAAGUGUACAGAUAAUUAUUAAUUUAGAUGAAGU